ACCCGAGCUUGUUCCGGAUAAACGGAAAGAGUAGUGGUUGUAGCAGUGCAGUGUAUUUACAUAUGAGAAUCAGCUGAAUAUACUCUUGACGUCCCUCAUCAGACUAGACGUGAUGCUAACAACGUCUGAACACUCGAGGAGAUCUUUUCCUUUAAAUCACAGCCCUGUUAGCGUCAGGGAAACAACAACAGAAUGUGUUUGUGAAAAGAAAAUUAGUAGGAUAGCAUCGUCUGAUGGCAGGAUGAGAACACCAUCGAAAGCUAAAUAUAGAUAUGUGAAGACCGUGAAGGUUCUCGUGAGCAACCCAAAACUUCAUAACUGCUCCCGCAGCAAGUUUGUUGACUAUGAGAUUAACAUAGAGACUAACAACAAGGCCUUCUUCAGUAAACGCUCUAGUGUUAGAAGAAGAUAUUCUGAUUUUUGCUGGCUUAGAGCAAAGCUUUCCAGCACAGAUAUCAGCGGAUUAGGAGGGGAAACAAGUAUUCCAACCCUACCUCCAAAGAGUUAUUUUAGCAGAUUUGAUAAAGGAGUGAUUGAUUCUAGGCGGAAAGGAUUUCAACAUUUCUUAAGCGAAAUCGUCAAGGUAAAUAAUUAUCUAUCAUUUGCUGGUCUUCACCUAUUCCUACAAACACAGCUCCCAAUACAAGAAAUUGAAGGCUUUCUAGAAGGAAAAUAUGGAGAGAAUGCCUCUGUUGAAGACUUAAUACACCCUACAACUCUUUCCAAUUUAAAUGAAGACAAAAAAACUUUAUAUGAAUGCUCAAAUGAAGACUGUACUUUGUUGACUUCCUCCAACUGGGACAUUCCUUCUACAGACAAUGCUUCAACUCAUUGUGGGUCAUAUGAAGUCAACUCUGACAGACUUCUCUCUGAUAGCUAUAGCACUUCUUCAGGGUAUCUGUCAAGCUCUGCAGAAAACAGCUCUUUCAUGUACACAAUGUACAGAUGACUCUGAAGCAAGAGUUUGAAUAUUUUGUUUGGUUUUUUGGGCUUUUUUUUACAAUAAUUUGGUCUGUGAUGUUUAUUUGCAAGGCACGUUAUAGGUCUUUAUUUGCAAGUCAACUCUGCAACUCUUCCAUGAGACAAGGGGUUUUACAUUGAAAUGUUAUUUUCAGUUAUUUAUUUUAACCAGCAAAGAUUAGUUGAGGUUUGUUGGUUUGUUUGACUACAAUCAAAGUUAAAAGCACAUUUUGGGUCUAGUGAUAAAGGAAAGGGUAUAGAGAAACCCACAUCAAUACAGUACUUCAUUAUUAUACUUUUUAUAAUUUAUUAUUAUUGUAAUGUAAUUUAUUAACAGUUUAUGUACAGAGAUGCAUAUCUAGAGAAUUUAGUUUAUUACUGUAUAUAUUCUAUAAUUGUGUUCGUGAUUAUAGAAAUGCAUGGGCUGUGUUUGGUGGAGGAUUGCAUCAUAUCUCACUAUUUUUACCUUGUUCGAGGUGAUUAUAGCAUAGGUGCUGAAUUUUAAAAUGGCUACCUCAUGUUUUGUCAAUGUUUCAGAGAAACAUAAAUACAAUUAAUCAAAAUUAUAACCAAUUGUGAGCAUCAGUUUCUUUAUUUACAGAAUUUACAACAGAGUCUGAAAGGACCUGAGCAAUUAUGCUUCAAGCUCAGUGAACAUGUUUUAAUAAUAUUCACUUCCUCUUUGGCAAAUAAUUGUGAAUUAAUUCAUUAUUCGUAGAGUAACCCUAGUGAAAAAUACUAGAGAAAAUUUAAUUUUGUUUAAAAGAAUUGCUAAUAGUGUACUGAUGGAAAGUUUCUGUACAAGUUCAAUGAAAAUUGUUUUUUUUAUGUAAAUGCAAAGGAAAUAUUUAAAACUUUAGUUCCCAGGUGAGGAAGAAUUCUACCUAUUGACUUGAAAUGGUGACAAUUUCAAUCAAAUGUACAUUCUUUCUCUUAAUUACUUCCACCUCACAUUUACAAUGAGUUAUAAUCAAGUCUUGUCAGUAUAUGGGAACAGGCUAAUGCAAACCUAAAGUGUACUUUCAUAUUUUAUUGCCAGCUAAGUGCAGGUCAUCCCAUUAUUUUUAGCUUUGAAAUUAAUUCUUAAUCUGGGACAUGGAGGAAAUAACACAAGACCUCUUUGUUACAUUUGAAAUAAAAGACACUGCUUCUGCUAAGAAUAACCUGUUAAAACAU
Messenger RNA from Pocillopora damicornis (cauliflower coral), 2136 nucleotides. RefSeq names its product sorting nexin-10B. The record is from RefSeq and is a predicted model, not a curated record. Gene Ontology annotation, biological process: intracellular protein transport; vesicle organization. NCBI's taxonomy places the organism in Eukaryota, Metazoa, Cnidaria, Anthozoa, Scleractinia, Pocilloporidae. Gene Ontology annotation, cellular component: endosome. Gene Ontology annotation, molecular function: phosphatidylinositol phosphate binding.